AUGGCCGUUCAAAGCCGCACUUCAGCACUCCUCGCAUACCCCAUCGCCCUCGUCAAUGCCGUCAUAAGCCCCUCCACGCGUCAAAACGCCUACGACGCAGUUUUCACAUUCGCGAAAGAACAACCUCUCCUAACAUCCUUCAUAAUCCCGCACAUCAUCCUCUCCUUCCUCCCCCUGGCGCUCUUCCUGUCCUUCGCCCUCGGCACAAUCAUACUAUCUUUCAUCGUCGCGCUGCUGUUCAGCCUCUUCUGGGUGGGCGUUGCGCUUGGGGCUGGGGGUUUGUGUGUGGAUUUGGGGGAUUACGUGUUGGGUUGUAGGGAGGUGGGCUCUACGGGUGGUGCCGCUGUCAACAGUGUCAACUAA
Molecule: messenger RNA, 363 nt
Organism: Venustampulla echinocandica
Lineage: Eukaryota; Fungi; Ascomycota; Leotiomycetes; Helotiales; Pleuroascaceae
Exons: 3
Coding region: 1-363 (120 amino acids)
Source: RefSeq, a predicted model, not a curated record